Wyeomyia smithii (pitcher-plant mosquito) is the source of this 1224-nucleotide messenger RNA. It is a transcript of the gene Smug, whose product is annotated as single-strand selective monofunctional uracil-DNA glycosylase. Lineage: Eukaryota; Metazoa; Arthropoda; Insecta; Diptera; Culicidae. Gene Ontology annotation, biological process: base-excision repair. The transcript has 3 exons. The record is from RefSeq and is a predicted model, not a curated record. Gene Ontology annotation, molecular function: single-strand selective uracil DNA N-glycosylase activity; oxidized pyrimidine nucleobase lesion DNA N-glycosylase activity. The coding region runs from base 310 to 1224 and encodes 304 amino acids.
UGCGGAUGUGUCUUAAGACAAUUGUUAAAAAUUGCGUUUUCAAGAAUAAACCAAAAGAUCACAGUAAUGAAUUCACAUAGGCGGAGAGUUUGUCCAUCUUUUCCGUACUCGUAUUAUUCAUUUUCACUACUAUCACAUAAAAAGUGAACGGAACACUCUGUAAACAAACCCGUGGGAAGUGUCAGAAAAGUGAGGUUAUUUUUCGUGUGCAAUGAUCUAUUCACUCUGGUCAGGUGUACUGUGUUUGUCCACCUUCUAUUCAAUUUUCUAACUUCUGUGUGUAACCUGAGCAGGUAAUUUUCAACAAAAAUGUUGCGCAAAAAACUAAAGUUGGACGAUAAACCGGAAGAAAAACAUUCGUCUGAGUUUGCACUCAAAUCAUUCAAUGCCGAAUCAAAGCCGCAACUUUGUUUAUCAAAUCCCGAUGGUUGUAAACAGCCGCCAAUGUUGCCGGCAACUGAGUCGGCUCUGUUGCAGCCACCCCUUUGGCAAAAGGUCUAUCAAUUAGAACUACAAUUGUGUGAAGCUUUGAAACAAGUUACUUUACCAGCGGACGUUGCCGUUACGUACAAUCCAAUCGAAUAUGCGGCUGAAUUGCAUACAGCCUAUAUGCAGAAAUAUUUGGAUAAUCCUAAGCCGGUGCUAUUUCUCGGCAUGAAUCCGGGACCUUGGGGGAUGUGUCAAACCGGGGUUCCUUUCGGAUAUGUUCCCGCUGUGCGAGACUGGAUGCAGCUGCGUGGACAAAUUUUAAAACCCAUUCCCGAACUCCAUUCUCGUCCAGUGGAUGGUUUAAGCUGUACCCGUGCUGAACAGAGUGGUCAACGCUGGUGGGGUCUGUACCAAAUACUGUGUGGAGAACCGGAGAAGUUUUUUAAAAACUGUUUUGUUUACAACAUUUGUCCGUUGGCAUUUUUUCAUGCUACCGGCCGAAACAUUACACCGGCUGAUUUGAAGGGGCCGUCUAAAAACCGUUUGCAGGAAGUUUGCGUUCAAUAUCUUAAAGAAGCUCUGGAGUUGUUCCAUCCUAAAAUUAUUAUUUCGGUGGGCCGAUAUACUGAGGAUCGCGUUAAAGCACUAGUUAAACAAAAUUUUUUGGAUCCCAGCGUUUUUCAGCUAAAAUGCAUGCCUCACCCGAGUCCACGCAGUCUGAACAAUACUAACUGGAAUGAAAAGGCUCAGGUUUGGUUGACAGAGAACGGUUUGAUGCCGUAUUUGAAACCUUAA